AUGGACAGAGGCUACUCACGGGCUAGUGGCCGUGGGGGGCGGGCGUCAGCGACCCGCAGGGGGCAUGAAAGAGGAACUCACCACAAGCCCUACUCUGCCAGGUGCGCCGGGUCUCGUAACGAGUGUCCCAGAGGCAGACGCUCCUACCAUUCAACGAAGUGGCCUGGAGCCUCAUGCUCGCGCUGCCCUGCUGCUACAGACUCUCGACACCACACGACUGCGGCUGCGCCUCCAGGCGCUGCGAAAGAGAAAUUGGCGAGUUUUUCACCCUCUCCCUUGUCAGCUCGAUUUGCCUCUCCGUCUGCGAAACCUGAGUCCUGCUGCGGACGGAUAGGGCAGUGCGCUCGACUGGCGCCGGUGGACAAAAAGGAUGGAGCGGGCAGUUCAAGUGGUCCUGUCGGACCUCAGCUUACACCAGUUAACCAGAGAGUGGAAGUCGUUCUUCCGGGCCAAGAGCAUCGCGGCCGCCGAUACUUGGGCUUUCUGGUGGACGUCAAUGCAGCAACGAACGAGGCGUAUAUACAGUUUAGCGGGAGUGCCUGUCCUCCGUGGAGCUCCUCAAGCGGAUCCGCACCCGUUCACCCUUGUCCACGCGGAACCCCUUUACCAGAUCUUGGCGCGUCCGCCUCGCCGACGCUGGAUGCAGUACCCUUUACAUCGCAGCAGACGCCUAGCUUCAACAGUAGUGUGCGCGACACAGACCAGAGCGAAAAACAACUGGGCGCCUUUUUUUCCGCGAUCCGGGCGGCCCUGACGCCUGCCGUCCAGGCGCCUCAGAAGCACGCUUUUCUUCCUUUUUGGAUAUCUGCCUCUUACGUGACGCUAGCGGGAUCCCGGUUCCGCGCCAAGGCAGAAGAGGUGACCAAGGAAAAGAAACGUGCUGCCUCUUUUCCGCAAGAGGGAGGCGAUAGGGACGGCGAAGAACUCAGAGAUCAGCCCAGAAGUUUGCCAGCCACCGAUGGCGCUUCAUCAGGUGAAGUAGACUCAUCUGCGAAGACAGAAAAACGAUGGAAACCUGGCGACCUUACAGAGGUGUUUCGACCGAGUACGCCGUCCACACCCGCCCAUUUCGCCACGGCACGAAUUCUUUCUUGUCUACCAGCGGGAGCAAGCGCCUCGCGCCUGUCUCCAUCUCAUUCUCAGCGCGACAGCCAGCCUGGAGAGACGACUGCGCCGCCAGAGGAUUGCCCCCAUCUUGGACGCGACCCAGUUUCAGUUCCACCUUCGCCUCGUCACUUCCGCGUUCGUCUGCUUUCUCAACCACCCGUUGAGGUCACUGUACUGAGCACAUGCCUGAGAGAUGUAAGACACGACAAGAGCCCAGCAGAGGCAAAGCUGCCUGGCGCGGCUUCAUCUUCGCCAGACCCUGCAGCAGUUGACACAGAGAUCUCCGCUCGCGUCCACAACACUCUUGCUGAGGACGGCGUGCGGUGCCCAAGCAACCCGCUUGCGGACGUACCCCUCUCCGCUCUUCUUCCGUCCCUGUGCCGCGAGAGCGUGCCGGUCCCCGUAGAAACUGUCCGCUGGCUUGUCGCCAUGUGCGCCUCUGAGAGGAGUGACUGGAAGCAAGCGCUGAAGGGAAGCGCGUCAGACACUGGCACGUCGCCCUGUCACUCUGCCGAAGGGCCGCUGAACGAAGACGGUGUCAAAGAGGCGAUCGCCAUGGUUGUGCAGGCUCUGAGGGGGCGAGAUCCAGCGGCGGACGGGGCGUGCGGGGGAGAGGAGGCGGGCGAAACCACGGAAGCUCCAGAGCAGAAGCGAGAUGAAAGUUCAUGCACUCAGGGGCUGGUGGCCGUCACGGUCUUGAUGGAGACCACUGGAGGGACAAUGAAUGACGAUGACAACGACCAGGCUGAAUCACGCAGUCUCGGCGCGGCCUUGCAGACAGCUGAGGUUGACACGCAAGACGACAGCUCCGACCGCCGAGACAGUUGCACAGGUGGAUUUCUGGACGUUGACCAGCAUACGCCUCCUCGUGUGCCUUCCUCGUCUUCUCUUUCGGAAGACGCGCGAUCGCCGCCGUGCCAGCCCCGUUCCUGCAGCGCUACGCCGCCUCUUUUUUUCCACUCUCCUGAGCCCUAUCCCGACGUUCGCCGUCCCUCUCCCGCCCAGCCGCUCCAGCCGCGCUCCUCCGCUUUUGCAGAUGGGGCCCUCUCUGAGGCUGCCGUCCUCUCGGCGGCGGGCGAGACCCCUUCACUUCCAGAGACCUCGGAGUUGACCCCAGACGGCGCCGCCUGCGAUGCAGCCUCGCCGGAGAGCCCAGGGACAGGUGAGAUGCCUGGAUCGGGUUCCUCAGGAGAAAGCGGAGGAAGUGCGUUGUCGCGGGAAGGUGCGUCGAGUCGGGAAAGCUUGCCCUCCGUAGGAUCAAGCAGCCGCAGGAGCACCGCAAGCGACACAGAGCCUGCGAGGACAAGGUGUUGCGGGUGCGGCGAAAGGGACCCUGCAGCCGACAGGGAGGACGGCGUGGACGAACUCGACAACGACUCAGAGGCACGCCCCUUUAAGAGACAGUCUCAGGGGAAAGACGAACGCGAGAAUAGAACAGAACUUCAAGAGGCAGCAGCAGACGAAGCGGAAGCCAGAUCUCAGUCCGAGGGCGGCCCAGGGGGCUCUGUUGCGAGCGCAGACGCAGCAGAGGAGACACCAGAAGAAGAAGAAGGCCACACAGGGUUUCCCUCCCAGGCGCGAAAACACAGUGCGUCAUCUCUUUCAGCCGCCGCGCUCAGCGGAGACGAAGCGAAAGACCCCAUUUCAGCAAACGCGAUGCAGACUUCCCACCCCUCGUGCCUUGAGAAUAAAGAAAAACGCGCGGGCGAGGCGACCACGAGCUUCUUUCUACCGUUGACGUCGUCGCCUGGCAAGCAAGCUGAACGCGCUGAAGGAGACCUCCACCAGGGGCAGCAUAGGGACGACGAGGAGCUGGGUGGGCAAGUUGUCCUUCUAGGGUUCGAUAAAUCGACGCUGGAGAGACUGAAGGCACUUCUGAAAUGCGCGAUGAAGCGGGACGAGCAGGGACCGCUUUUCCACGAAAGAAGGGAGAGAAGGCUGAAGUUUCUUGAAGAAAGGACCGCCAGCUGCGUUGCCUCCUGCAUUGAGUACAAGGCGAAGGAGACUGUCGGACUCAUCAUCGGCAGACAAGGCGAAAGACUGGAAAAACUCGCAAAGAGAUUCCAGGUUGAAAUACGCGUUUUUCCUCAAGAAGAAGAUGGAGCUACGCGGCGCGUGCGCAUCUACGGGUCGUCGCGGCAGGCGGUUGAGGACGCGCUGGCGGAGAUUCAGUUCCUCUCUGCAAAGUACUUUUUGUAUCCUGCUUCGUAUGUUAACCGAGGCUCGCCGGGAUCUGGAGAGUGUUCAGAGGCGGAAGGGCGAGGAGGAGCGCUGGAUGCGUCCGGCUUGGGAGGCACUGUGAUCCCAUGUCCUUCUGACAGGGCUGAGAAAGGCACGCACAGCAGCAAGGUGGGAGACGACGGCCAUUUCCGCGAAACGGCACAUUCCUACUCGCCCACGUUCUUCGCACCCGUGGGGACGCAGCGCAGCAAGUGUUCCUCCAGCCGUUCGCGGCAGGCGCGGAGCCACGAGGCAGAAGCUGAAAGAGAGAGAGAUGAGGCGGCGGAAGUGAGCCUCAUUGAAAGGCAGGUAGCCACGCUGAAAAAGGAGAUGGGGAGCAAGUCGCCCUUUCUGCGCCAGGUAACUGCGACAGCCGGACUCCUCGAGGCCUGGUUUGACGAAGCGUCCUCUGCCGUUGUUCUCUUCGGGCUCCGCAAGCAUAUCUCCGCUGCGGUCGGCCUCCUCGAUGCACACGUGACCCGACUGCUUCAUCAGCGCCCUUCUGGGCGCACUUCGUCUUCAUCACUGGGUUGCUCGCUACCUCACGACACCCCAUCAUCUGCUUCCGCUCCGUCUUCGGGAACCUCUUCGCGAAAGUCAGUGCCCACCAGCGCGUGUGGCAGACGCGCGGCAUGCAGCGCCGCCUUCUCUCCAGCGCCGUUCGGAGCCCCCUCGCAAGCUCCUCGAGCAGGCUUUCCAUUGCCCUCUUCCUGCGCUAGAGGGACUAGAGCUAGCUCAGUUCGCUCUGCUGCGUCGAGUGCGUCAUCACCUCGUCAUCAGUUGGCGGCACAGGCGCGGUGCGCUCACUACACCGGAGAAGUGGGAGACUGCAGAAGCUCAGUCACGGCUUCGCCGCCGCCCAAACCGUGCUUUUUCCAUUCCUCCUCGGACUUCCUUUAUCCUUCCUUGCCACCCUUUGCGACUCGGGAUGCCUUUUCUGUAUGCUCUUCGUCGCCCUUCUUUCAGCCGUCACCAGAGAGUGGAACCACGAGAACGACAAGAGCUGUAUCACCACUGACAUCCGCCUCUUCUUAUAUCCCUUCUACGUCGCCUAACUCUUCGUGCCUGUCGGCUGCUGCCGUCGCUGCGUCCGCGUCUUCGAAUGCAACGGGGAGGAGCUGCUUCGCACACAACCACCCGUCCGUUGAGUUUUCUGCCUCACAAGACUGGGCCGCUUGCAGCUCUUUUUCGGACGAGUACGAGAAAGGGCAACAAGAACUGUCUCGGAGCAUGGGACCACUGCCACUGUGCUCUGAGAACAUGAAUCAGGCCACGCGGCAGCUGCUUCAACACUUUUGCAAGGCCCUUGCAACACCACAACAUACUCCGCCUCCUCGCUCCAUGGCCUCCUCCCCCAUCCCGACAUCCUCUUCGCUGUUUUCUGUCCAGCCUUCUCCCGUCUGCGGUUCUCUGCAGGAUAUGUGCCCGUCGCGACGAGCGGCGCACGAAGACCUGCACCGAUGUGCUUUUCCUGGCGCGAACUGCGCGAACAAAUGCAGAAAAAGUGACCGCGAAGACCCUCUUUCACGGGGUGGAACCAAGACUGCCUCUUUUGCAGAUCCCUGUCGCCCCUGUCUCGCGUCUCGAGACAGCGUGCUUGUUAGAAACUCCUGCGGAUCCGACAACAGCGGAGACUUCAACGGCCUACUGUCCCAGACCGUCGGGAGUGAGCAGACGCAGUGCAGGAAACAGGAUGGCGAGAAGCCGCGCGAGCCUUGCGUCCCCUGCAAGGCAGCCAGCAAUUCGCUUAGCUCAGGUCAGAAAAGAGAGGACAGCUACUUUUUGGAGCCAAAGCUGCUUCUGCCGGGUAGCGGCGAGACGAGCGACAGAACCAGUGAGGAGCUCCUGCACGCACAGCGGAACGAGGAUGCUUUCAGAGGGAACCAAACAGCUGUGCAAGGAGCGGGCGGAGGCGUCUCGCGGCCCGAUGAGCUGCGCUCUUCGAAAGAAGCAGAAAUUCUUCUUUCACAUCUCUGGAACCUGAAAGCGAUACUGAGCAAAGAGUCACGCGACCGGACUAACUCGUCAAGGCCCCCCCAGACUACCUCCCAGCUGGGAUCGCCGUCAGAACCUCUCACGGAAGACUGCAUCGCUCGUCUGAGAACGUACCUAGCGAAUGCACUGGCUGCGACUCCGCCGGGACUCGCAGGCGACGCUGCCGGCGGACGCCACAUGUCGCCCGCAUCCGGGCCUUCAGCGCCUGUGGGCGAUUCGCACCAUCAGGAAGAGGGGCUGCGGUUUGGAGGCAGACCGCCUCCAUGCCACUGCUCCACAAAUGAAGAACGCCGUCUCUCCUCUGUAGCUGGGCCGUUCGCUGGUUACAUGCAGGGCGGGUAUCCACUCAACACGGGAAUACCGUCAAUCUCAAGAACUUUCGCUGCAGCCCAGAGGCAGGCGGAUCAUGGCGGUUGCGUGGCGGACAGGAGGUCGCUGCCUACUCCUGCCGCCCCCGAAGUCCUUCUCGGGCAGGCCCUCCAACCGACGGAGCCCCUUUGGUUUGGCGUGCCCUCGCAAGUUGACAAGGAUGCGGCGGCCUCAGAGCAAAGAGACGACGCGCCGAGCGAAGACGCGGGCUCUCCAGGCGAAUGCUGUAAACUUUUGCCUGGUGCAGGUGCGCCGCAGAUGGAAUCCGAACCUGGGGACGUUGCUGGCUCUGACUCACCUCGUGGGGCCGACAAGACUGAGAACUCAGAGGACUCUUCCCAAGCUAGUCAGCUGCUGGGAGAGUGCGCAGCAGAGCGGAAAGCGAACGAGCAGUCUGGGCAGAAACGAGGCCCAGCAGCACAGCGGGAAGCUAUUUCGCUGCCCGCGUGUUUUCCGGUGGCGUCACAAAGUGUCCAAGGUAAAAAAUCACGCGCAUGCUCAAGCAAAUGCGGAAUGCGAGACGGGACACGCGAGGCAAACGUGGAAGAGCAGGUAGGUGAGGACGUCCGACAAAAAGAAGGCGAAGACAGUCCGUCGUCAACUACACAAGCGCCGCGUUCUGGCCUGCCGUCAGUGCGGGAUCCCAUCUCUCGUGCUUCGUCGUCGUCAUCCUCCAGUAACACCACCCCUUUCGCGUGCUCCUGUUCUUCCUUUUCCACGUGCGGCUCCAGCUGCCCAGAUCUGCUGAAACUAGAGAAAGCUAUCAGCUUGUCAAAGGCGAAGGGAUCAGCUGGAUCCAGGCGGUUGCAACAAGGCAGAGGAGGCCUCCAAAAGCGCAAGCGGGAUGCGGGGGUGACAGAGGGGAAGGGCAGCGACGGCUGUACGCCGUGCCACAGUUCAACGACCUAA
Messenger RNA from Besnoitia besnoiti, 6600 nucleotides. RefSeq lists its product as uncharacterized. Lineage: Eukaryota; Apicomplexa; Conoidasida; Eucoccidiorida; Sarcocystidae. The record is from RefSeq and is a predicted model, not a curated record. Bases 1 to 6600 code for a protein of 2199 amino acids. The transcript has 8 exons. Gene Ontology annotation, molecular function: RNA binding.